This is a messenger RNA of Alosa alosa (allis shad), 3366 nucleotides long. It is a transcript of the gene c20h6orf62, whose product is annotated as chromosome 20 C6orf62 homolog. The transcript has 5 exons. Bases 1493 to 2185 code for a protein of 230 amino acids. NCBI's taxonomy places the organism in Eukaryota, Metazoa, Chordata, Actinopteri, Clupeiformes, Clupeidae. The record is from RefSeq and is a predicted model, not a curated record.
AGAACUGCGUGACGCGCAGGAGCCAUUUUGGAUCAUUUGUUUGGCGAGGAGCGCUGCCGUUCUUUACUCAAACAGGAAUCGAAGGCCGGAGACGUCAAAGAACCGAUCAAAAGUCGUUUUGCUCAAUUACUGAUAAGUAUGGGUCCGCCAAGAAGCAAAUCUCGUCGCAUAUCUCCCGAAAGAACGGAGGAUUUCUGUUGGUUUGUCACUUUAUCUUGACAUGGCAUGGCUGGCUAGGUUGGUUGUUUGUGACGACUGAAAAAAAAAAAAAGCUCGAAAACAAGCGGAGAUACUACCUUGAAGCGACAUCAGAAGAGAAAAUUAAUCUACUGUCAACUGUUGGCAUAAUUUAAUAUACGGUUGUUACCCCUUUGACGAGAUGGGACAAAGCUAGUUAGCUAGUUAACAGGCUUUGUAACUAGUUCAACAAUGUGGCUGCAAUUUAGACUCCUCAAAAUGGUGACGAGCAACAAUAGUUAGCUAGGUGGCUAGCAAGCCUCGCAAGAUCCGGGUGUUCACUGUCGUAAACUAAGCCUUCUGUUAAAUCAGGCAAAAAAUGUAAAAAGGCACAUUACCCAGCUCUUAAGCAAACACAGGGGCCCGUUAUUACAUUGUUAAGUCUAAAUUAAAAUGUAGCUGGAGAGUUUUGUAGCUAGCUGGUGGUGAAGUGUAUAGCUGCGUUGCCUAGCUAGCUAGCACAAGUUGGCUAGCUGGCCAACCAUCAAUAGCUCUCAUCAUGAGGAAUGUCAUCGACAAUGGCGUAGAAGACCGUGGGCCAGUUUUAUGGCUGUAAAUAGCGACAUGUCAACCUUCUCUGGUAACUUCUGUGUUUUACCUGGUGCCAACUUGCCCUGGCAUCUACAUGUGUCUGCCAUGGUCGUCCGUACCCCCUGCCAUUCAAAGAGCCGUCGCUAGAGUAGCUUAGUGUAAACAGAAAUUACAAACUACAAAAUUAUGAACGAAGCUCUUGGUAAUAGCAAAAAAGUAGUUAUCUCUGCUGGAGCGUUUGUGUAGGUUUCUAUUUCACAGCUAAAAGAGCCUGUCUCGGUAUGGGUUUCGGAAGUAAUGAGACCUCUCAUUUUUAUUGUCAGUUAACGUUACAUUUGCAGCGACAAAAGUCACCAUAAUUGUUUUGCUUUCUGUUGAAAUUGAUUUAUUCCCUGUGUAAACGCGAAUAGUCGUACGUUUCUUUUGGCCUUAACUUGAAUGCCCAGCUCUUAACCAAUAUGAUCUCUUGAGAAAUCUAGACUGAUAUUGCUAGUGUAGGUCUAGUCGCAACUAAAGUGAUCAGCAGUGGCACUUUCCUAUUUGCUCUAAGAUGACUUAGCGUGGUUUUGUUGUUUUUCCCCUCCUAUUAGAAAUAGUAUGUGAUCCAAGUAGUCUAGAGAGCGUUACUUUUUCUCCUCUCUGAAAAGGGGUAACCGUAGCUUCGUCCUAGUCGGUAGGACAACAAAAAAUAGAUUCUUUUAAAAAAGUGAAACGAUUAUCAACAAUGGGGGACGCUACUUCCCGAAGAAACCAAAUGAGAAACCGACUCCGUGCUCAGCUUCGAAAGAAACGAGAAUCCCUGGCUGACCAGUUCGACUUCAAGAUCUACAUCGCCUUCGUGUUCAAAGAAAAGAAAAAGAAGUCUGCACUUUUUGAGGUAGCAGAGGUGCUGCCCGUCAUGACCAACAACUACGAGGAGAACAUUCUGAAGGGCGUGCGGGAUUCCAGCUACUCUUUGGAGAGUUCCAUCGAGCUGCUGCAGAAAGACAUAGUGCAGUUGCACGCCCCUCGGUAUCAGUCGAUGCGCAGGGAUGUCAUUGGGUGUACCCAGGAGAUGGACUUUAUCCUUUGGCCCCGCAACGAUAUCGAGAAGGUCGUCUGUCUCCUGUUUUCCCGUUGGAAGGGGGCCGACCACGAGCCCUUUCGGCCUGUUCAGGCCAAGUUUGAGUUUCAUCACGGAGACUACGAGAAACAGUUCUUGCAUGCUGUUGGCCGCAAAGACAAGGCUGGAAUGGUUAUGAACAACCCAAACCAAUCUGUGUUUCUUUUCAUGGAUAAACAGCACUUACAGACUCCAAAGACCAAGGCCACAGUGUUCAAGCUGUGCAGUCUGUGCCUGUAUCUGCCCCAGGACCAGCUGACCUGCUGGGGCGCGGGAGGCGUGGAGGACCACCUGCGUCCCUACAUGCCCGACUAGUGCUCUCGGCCAGCGCUAGCGCCCCCCCCUGCCCACUUCACCCCAGACCCGCCCACUUCACCCCACCCCAGCCCACCAAAGCAAGUUGACCCGUACUCACCCUUAACGUUCCUCCAUUGAAUAGAAUUGAACUUGUGCUUGGAACUCUCCUUUUUUUUGUUGACCACUCAUUCUCAUCCCUCCCUCCCUCACCUGACCCCUCCCCUUGCCCACGUGUUGAUCAGGCCCCUCUGCCAGGUUCUGGUUUGGUCGUUACUCCACCCAACCCCACACCCUCCACCCCUCCCCGCCCACCUGUCAGAACCCUUCAUAGUUUUUGUUGUUGUCAUGUGAACCUGCAAAGAACAUUGAUUUUGAUUUGAGUGGUUGUUUCUUCUUGGAGCAGCACAGAGAGCCAACACCGGUCACUGAAGGAACUCGGUGAUUAAAAAGAAAACAAAAACACACAAACACAGGAUCCAGUGACGGUGGUCUUCAUAAUGGUCAUCUUGUUUUGGACAGGCUGGGUGUCCAGGUCAUGAAGGAUUGUUAAACUUGUCUGUUUUGUGGAGGGGGGGGUGGAAAGAUGCUAGGGAUGACAAUCUGUGACCAAGGACGAAGAGGCCGGGGGUGGGUUGGGGGUGUUUAACUCCUGAUAUGCAAAGAUGUAACGAGGUGAAUCCUUCAGCUCAUUCAGCCUAAGCAUUGCUUCUCCUGUUUGUCUUUAAACUGCCUUUGUUUUGCUGGACUUAUUUUAUUUUCUCAUUUGAGUGUCAUUCCUUGCCUAUAAAUCAAACCUUAUGUCAUUUUGUUCUGUAAUUUUCAUGAUGGUAAGAUCUGGAGUUUUGGGGAGUGGACAGGUGUUGAGUUAUGCAAUGCUGCGAGCAACCUUGGGUUUGGUUUGGUUGGAUCGACGGUCAUAGUCACCAAACAAGCCUCUCGUGCACUAGACAGUGGAGCUACUGAAUAACAGAUUCUGGUGAUGGGAACUGAGGGGAAGCGAAUCGUUUAAGCUUAUUUGCCAGACGGACAUCCAUGUCAAGGAGGACGUUUUAAGGAUCACUAGAAAUCUUGUUUUUCUUUUUGAUUGACAGGAGAACCAAUCUUGUAAUAAAACUAAUUAUUGCAGUGCUUAUAAAUGGGACAUGGUAUCUGUAAGUCUGCUUUACUUGGUGAAUGAGACAUUAAAUCACUUAAUUGAA